AUGGAAUUUUUGGAUCCCAAAUCCCCCAACGGACCAUCCCUACGCACGAACCACUGUCGACCCAGACUCGAUCGAUCUUCAACCCCACGUCGGCCUUUCGACCUUGUUCCUCCUGCCCGGCCUGUCACAUCCCUCCUUCGAAAGCCUGUUCCAUAUCUUUCGCUGUCCGACUAUAGGCCCCCUCCCCUUGACCAAUCCCGGCUCACCCACUCACCGUAUCACACUCAUACUGAGGUCUCGCCCCAGCGGAGCGCAUCUGCUCAAGUUCCCUUGGCCGAUCCUGCCCUAUAUAGUCAACAUCACACUAUUUUGUCUCCUCGUGGGCAUAUGCAACCCCCUUCACACAUAAAGCUGCCUCCGUCGUCUGAGACCGACCCUUCUUUCCGGACUCCAUCCCCGCAAAACAGCAUUUGUACGUCCCUUUGCGGUCCCAUCCAACUCGAACAAAGCCGUCUUCACCUUAUCUCCCCGCACGCCUGUCUUCCCCAAUCGGAGAAGUCGCGAAAUGCCUUCUCCCAUCAUCGUCAGCUCACGCAAUCUACCUCGCCGCAUGCCCGUCCCUCCCCACCAUACGAUCCAUACCUUUCUCCUGAUCAGCAAUGGUCUACCCCGCAUACCCCCCCAACACUGGGUGUCGAACACAGACACCUUUCCGAUUCUCCAAAGAAACAUAACAUGGUAGCCUCCUUCCAGGAACACCAUACCUCCCCAUCCGUACGUUAUACCCCUCCCGGUCCAUCCCGUCCCACUCUCUAUGGUAGUCCACCACAUCCACGUCUUCCGGAUAUCACCGCCUCAAUCCCUGCCAACUCCUCGAACCCGGUUGACUUAAUUCCAUCUCAUUCAACUCCCUGCUCUAGCACAGACGUCCCCAAUCCCCCCUCCGCCAAUGAUCAACCAGUCCUAUCCCCGUCCGAAUCCGCCAUCCAUGACGGAAGUACCCCCACGGCCAGCGACCUGGAGUCUCAAUUGUGUCGUGGUAUUACUGACGCGUUAGACUGUGCCUUCCACUCACUCUCAGCUAUAGAAUGCGCCCAGCUUUUGUAUGCCUCUCUUGAUGCUGUACUGCAGCGUUAUCAUGUCGCUGUCAAUGCCGACCACCUUCCCUCCGGCCAACGGAUUCCUUCGCACGUGUCCGACGUGCUUGACCUCAUAUAUCUCAUUUGUCAGGGCAACCACGCCAUCGUACAAGCAGCUUUCCAGCAAGCCGCGCACGAAGCGCUUGAUCAGCUCACUGGACCCACCACAACUAUUCCCCAUCUCCUAGGCCAGCUCAUCCCUGCCUUUGCCGAUUGUUUUAUCACCGCGAUCCAAACUUCUGAAUCGCCUUUCCUCCUGCCACCAACUCUCAUUAAUCACAUUGCAGCGGCAUUGCCUGGCAAGACACCACGCCCUCUGCCCACAUCCCCAUCACUUCUCCUCGCUUCAUGCCCCACUGACGGUGCAUCCGCACUGGUCCCAGCGGUGAGCUUCCCUCCCCCUCCAGCCCAGGUGGACCACACCUCCCAGCUAAAUGCGUCCCCAUCCCUCUCUCCGCACAUUCCCCGGAAUGUACCAUUGUCCGCUACCCCACCGCACCCAACCUCGGUAAGAGGUACGGCGAUACCUUCUGAGUCUAAAGUCAGAGACUUUAGUUUCCACUAUACUCCCGACCUCACCGCUUCCGAUUCCACCAAGACCACGCCUUCAUCACUUCCUCCUUCCGGAGGCCCCCUCACUUCCCCUCCUCCUGGUACCCCCCUUCUUCUUCAUGACGUCCAACCUACUCCUUGGCUCUCGCAGUUUAGCACAAAGGCCUACUACAAUGAAGAGCUAAAGUCCCUCCACGGUCGAACCAUCGUCCUUUGGGGCACUGGAACAUAUCCCAAAGAACUUGCGGCUGAGUUCCCCCCCGAUCCCUGUGCGGAAGGCCGUAAAGACUGGCCCGAUCGACCUACA
Molecule: messenger RNA, 1938 nt
Organism: Dacryopinax primogenitus
Lineage: Eukaryota; Fungi; Basidiomycota; Dacrymycetes; Dacrymycetales; Dacrymycetaceae
Exons: 4
Source: RefSeq, a predicted model, not a curated record